Molecule: messenger RNA, 231 nt
Organism: Protopolystoma xenopodis
Lineage: Eukaryota; Metazoa; Platyhelminthes; Monogenea; Polystomatidea; Polystomatidae
Source: the annotation of a GenBank genome assembly
UUGUCCCUCCUUUGCACAAUCAAUCAGGGCUACUCCGAAGGCCGGUUGUCCACAGUUGCCGGCUCCCGGGGCCCCGCCAGCCCCACUCCCUCCACCGUUGACUCUUCCUCCCGAACCACCUACCACUCCAUUGGCCGGAGAUCCGGCCGAAUCGAGUCUGUCCAGUCUCCACUCCCAGUAGUGCACACCUCGGGACAGGCCUGUGGCGCCCAGCACCACUUGGUCCUCUGA